GGGGAGAGGGCGGCGGGCUGGCUGCUGGGAGCAGAAAAAAUGAGGAUCCUAUGACGCCCACAGUUCCAUGGUGACAUCACAGAGUCUAAAAAAGAAGCGCAAGAGGGAGAUGGGGAGGCACCCUCUGCUCUUUAGAAUUGGUCGCAAGGUCCCGUUCACGAGUUGAGAGGAUGCUGCGCCCCUGCGAGGACGCCCGAGACGUGCGCCGGCAUUGCGCCCGUUUCCUGGUGUUCCGGUGAACUUCUGUGGAGACCGGAGCCCCAAGAAGAGCGGAGACAUCACCGAUGAAAACAACGCGUUCAUGGAUCUGCGUCCGUCUCCACGCCACUGAGAGCUAGUGUUUUUUUAAUUUGUUUUUAUACUUUGAGCUUUGUGUUUUGACGACUGCUCAGACCAUCCUUUCCAGAUGCGAAGGAGACAACAGCACCUGUUCGUUAGGGAAUCUCUGUAAAUAUGGCACAGUGACUUUAGUUUACUUCAUCUGAGUCGCCCUGCGUUCGCUGUUCAGAUGAGACGGUCGGUUAAGCGCGCGUCUCCAAACGAGGACGACAGGGGUCGGGAUCAUUUACUCUCAUCCGGAAUCUUGUAUUCAAUGUGGCUCCACUCUAAAUGACCCUUAAUUCACUUAUCAUAAACUUAAUCUCGCAUCUCGGAGACAGCAAUCCGUGCGCCGAGGAGGAAAAAGGACACAACUCCGAGCGCCUGUUUGUUUGGAACAAAUACUGGUGCGCAGCAGUCAGUUUCACAAAAAAGAUUUAAUUAUUUUGAGGUGACGUGGCAUCAUCUGUUCUACCAGGCGGCAUUCAUUUUUCAAUUGAAAAGCACUGAUCAGGGUCUUGACGCGUUUCCCGGGACUGGUUUGCGGGCUGAAAUGGACUUGAGAGGGCUGCUUUGGAGGCUGCAAGAGAGCAUCCGUUUGGACACAAUACGGGGACAGAACGAGAACAACUGAGACUUCUGGAAAAAAACUUGGCCAGCAUGACCUCAGUUCCGGAGAACAGCUGCUCCAUGCAGCUUGGCGGCUGGAACAGCAGCAGCAGCAGCAGCAGCAGCGCAGGAGCCUCGGUGCCCUGCAACCAGAGCAUGGUGAAGCUCGCCCCUUACUCCCCCGAAGCCACGGCGGCCUUCGCCACCGCCAUAACCCUGAUGGUCCUCUUCACCAUCGUGGGGAACAUCAUGGUCAUCAUCGCGGUGCUGACCAGCCGGGCGCUCAGGGGACCGCAGAAUCUGUUCCUGGUGUCUCUGGCCGCCGCGGACAUUCUGGUGGCAGCACUCAUCAUCCCCUUCUCCCUGGCCAAGGAGCUGCUCGGCUACUGGUACUUCAAGUCCCUGUGGUGCGAGAUCUACCUGGCGCUUGACGUGCUGUUCUGCACCUCCUCCAUCGUGCACCUGUGCGCCAUCUCGCUGGACCGCUACCUGUCGAUCUCCCGGGUGACCUACGGCCGCCAGCGGACCCCCAAACGCAUCAAAGGCGCCAUCGUGGUGGUUUGGCUCAUCUCCGCCAUCAUCUCCUUCCCGCCCCUGCUCUCACUGAACAAAAGCGAGGCAGGUGAGGAUGGCAGCGAGAGGGGCCCUCAGUGCGAGCUGAACGACGAGCGCUGGUACAUCCUCUACUCCACCAUUGGCUCUUUCUUCGCGCCGUGCCUCAUUAUGAUCCUGGUCUACGUGAGGAUUUACCAGAUCGCCAAGCAGAGGACGCGCUGCCCACCGGGAGAGCCCCGGAAGGACGGGGUGGGCUGCGCCACGCCGAGUCAGCCCCCGCGACACCUGCAAGCCAACGGGAAGGAGGACGAAGAGAGCACCCCCCCUUCAUCCAACAAGACCUCCAACACCAGACCCCCAACCCUCGCCAUCACCCCCUCCCCUUCCCCUCACCCGGGAGACGCUCAACCCGCCCAGAACCCCCCCUCCAACAACCUCCUGCAACCUCCGUCCCCAGGUCUCGCCAUGACCUCUGCCUCCACCUCCCUUGACACCUCUCCCCACGGCGCCUCUAGUCCUCCACCCUGCGCGCCCCAAUCCGCCCCCGGCAAGACUAACGAGAAGGGCAAGCGGGGCAAGCGGCGGGGGUGGAAACAAGCCGACAAUAACAACGGCGACAGCUCCAGUACGGAGAGCGACAAUGAGCACAGCAACGGGGGAGGCCGGGGCAGCGCCAGCAUGCCCGGGUCACCGGGCGGGGUCCACUCACCGGGCUCGGUGAAGCGCUACCGGGAAAUGAUCGCCACUUCUACGGGGGCUCGGCUGGCUCCCGGGAGGAAAUCCAAAAUGGACAAUAACCCCGGGGCGGCGAGGCGCAAAGCGAUGGUGAACCGGGAGAAGCGGUUCACGUUCGUCUUGGCGGUCGUGAUCGGUGUCUUCGUGGGAUGCUGGUUCCCGUUCUUCUUCUCCUACUCCCUGCAGGCCGUGUGCCCGGAGACGUGUGCCAUCCCCGAGCCACUCUUCACAUUUUUCUUCUGGAUCGGCUACUGCAACUCCUCGCUCAACCCAGUCAUCUACACCAUCUUCAACAAAGACUUCAGAAAAGCCUUCAAAAAGAUACUGUCCAGAGGCACCAAGGGUACUUUCUUUUAGCAGACGAAUCUGCUAUUUAGGACGCACGGACACACACAAUGGAAUUUUUGAGGCAUACAAAAAAACACUUUUGAGAGCACUCAAAGGGCUGAACUAAUAGACUUUUUUUUUACAAGUGUGUACAAAACAGGUAACUUGCAGAAGACACACACAAAAAGACAGAUUCAUUUUUAGGGUGUGGGGCAGCAGGACAUGGAGUCAAAACCCCUCACUGAGCAGCACUUCAUAAGAUAAGAUGAUGUUGAUUGCAAAGUUCUAUCUCCAGUCAUCUUUUUCCAGGAAAGUUGACAGGGACGCAAGAAAAAAAACACCGAGAAGGAGCUCCUGAAUUAGAAUACAGUUCAAUGUAUUAUAUAUGAGAGGGAAGGGGGUGAAGAAAACAAGUCGGAAGAAGGAAAAGUGACCUUAUAUCCCUGUGAGCCCGGGGACAUCUAACUCAUCAAUACAGAGCACAAGGGCGGGAACAAAAUGCCAAGGGUGAUUUCUCACAUCUGCAGUCUUAAUUUUUCAGAGCCGCGUGGCAAACAUGUGUUCCCCUGAUUUUUAUCGAAACAACUAGGUUGACAAAUGUGAUAGCACAGACAAAAGUGAAAAGCCAAACUCGUGGGGCUCUCAUGAGGAGUGCUAGCACGCAUCAGACAACUCAGCCUUUGGCCCCCAGGCCUUCAACGGACACCCAGGUUGUUUGUUAUGACACUCUCGGCUUUUCUGCCUUUCGUGAAAGACACCAAUGUUACUUUGGACUCCAGAAAGAAGCACAUUCGCUGUUGUUGCGAUGUAAGAGCAAGACCCUCCCCUCAUCCUCUUCAGCGGGCUAUUCCCGGAUUUUUAACUGCAUCCGGAUUUUGACGCGGAGUGGAUUGGACUGAGCGCUCCUUCUGGUGAACCCAGCAUUUGGACAUUUAGGAGACAUCCCACAUGUUUUUUCCCUCUUGAAAAGGCGUCAGAGG
This is a messenger RNA of Pungitius pungitius (ninespine stickleback), 3524 nucleotides long. RefSeq names its product adrenoceptor alpha 2B (gene adra2b). Gene Ontology annotation, cellular component: plasma membrane. Lineage: Eukaryota; Metazoa; Chordata; Actinopteri; Perciformes; Gasterosteidae. The record is from RefSeq and is a predicted model, not a curated record. Gene Ontology annotation, biological process: adenylate cyclase-activating adrenergic receptor signaling pathway. Bases 979 to 2574 code for a protein of 531 amino acids. Gene Ontology annotation, molecular function: epinephrine binding; alpha2-adrenergic receptor activity. The transcript has 2 exons.